This is a messenger RNA of Aphis gossypii (cotton aphid), 4346 nucleotides long. RefSeq names its product AP-2 complex subunit alpha (gene AP-2alpha). Gene Ontology annotation, molecular function: clathrin-cargo adaptor activity. Lineage: Eukaryota; Metazoa; Arthropoda; Insecta; Hemiptera; Aphididae. The coding region runs from base 429 to 3269 and encodes 946 amino acids. The transcript is spliced from 20 exons. Gene Ontology annotation, cellular component: membrane coat; AP-2 adaptor complex. The record is from RefSeq and is a predicted model, not a curated record. Gene Ontology annotation, biological process: clathrin-dependent endocytosis; intracellular protein transport.
GUGUUGGAAGCGGACGCGGUCCUGGAGUAGACGAGAAGGGAGUAGUAGGACGUUGACGACGUCUACGGGUUACGACUACGAUUACGCCGACUACGGUAGUACUGUACUGUUACUGACUACUGUACACCGUUACGGUCUACGAUUGCGGAGAUCGGAUUUAAACUCGGGAGGAGGUGCAGACGACGACGAACGCUUUCUGUGCUAAAAAUCGCUAUCAUGUCUACCACAGCCGCUGUUGCGCACUGACACCCCAUCAGCCCCGACCUGGCAGAGCGUCUAGUCCAAACAGAGCAGAGAGCCGGUGGCUGAACCGUUGUCGGUGUGACUUGCGACUUAUUUCUCGAAUGACUCCGUUAUAAUACUACCGCCAGGUUUUGACAAACUAGAUGUAAAGUACACUGUCAAAGUUUUUUUCCACAACUGUAAUCAUGCCGGCCGUCAGAGGAGAUGGUAUGCGGGGAUUAGCUGUAUUCAUUUCAGACAUCAGAAAUUGUAAAAGUAAAGAGGCUGAAAUAAAGAGAAUCAAUAAAGAAUUAGCCAAUAUUAGGAGUAAAUUCAAAGGUGACAAGACAUUAGAUGGAUAUCAAAAAAAGAAAUAUGUUUGCAAACUCUUAUUCAUAUUUCUACUUGGCCACGAUAUUGAUUUUGGCCACAUGGAGGCUGUCAACUUAUUAUCUUCUAAUAAAUAUUCUGAAAAACAAAUUGGUUACUUGUUUAUUUCAGUAUUAGUAAAUACUAAUAGUGAUUUGAUUAAACUUAUUAAUCAAAGUAUUAAAAAUGAUCUGCAAUCUCGGAAUUCGAUCCAUGUAAAUUUAGCUAUGCAGUGUAUUGCAAAUAUUGGUAGUAGAGACAUGGCUGAAGCAUUUGGUUAUGAUAUACCAAAGCUAUUAGUAUCAGGGGAUACAAUGGACGUGGUUAAACAGUCAGCAGCAUUAUGUUUUUUACGACUUUUACGUACUAACCCUGAUGUCAUACCUAUAGAUUCAAAUGGCGCCAGUGAGUGGACAUCAAGAAUUGUUCACUUGUUAAAUGACCAACAUUUAGGUGUAGUCACAGCUGCUGUUUCUCUUAUUGAUGCACUAGUAAAACGAAACCCCAAAGAAUACAAAGCUUGUGUUAGUUUUGCAGUUUCAAGGCUUUCUAGGAUUGUGACUGCUAGUUAUACAGAUCUUCAAGAUUAUACUUAUUAUUUUGUCCCAGCUCCAUGGUUGUCUGUUAAAUUACUUAGACUUUUACAAAAUUAUUCAACUCCGGAAGAUGCAGGUGUGAGAGUUAGAUUGAACGAAUGUUUGGAGGCUAUUUUGAACAAGGCUCAAGACGCUCCAAAAUCAAAGAAAGUGCAACAUUCCAAUGCUAAAAAUGCUGUACUAUUUGAAGCUAUUAGUUUGAUUAUUCACAACGACAGUGAACCAAAUUUACUUGUGAGAGCUUGUAACCAAUUGGGUCAAUUUUUAUCGAAUCGAGAAACAAACCUAAGAUAUUUAGCUUUGGAGUCCAUGUGUCUUUUAGCUAAUUCUGAGUUUUCACAUGAAGCUGUUAAAAAACACCAAGAAGUUGUUAUAUUGUCUAUGAAAAUGGAAAAAGAUGUUUCAGUUAGACAACAAGCUGUUGAUUUACUUUAUGCUAUGUGUGACAAGUCAAAUUCUGAGGAAAUUGUUCAGGAAAUGUUGAAUUAUUUAGAAACAGCUGAUUAUUCAAUAAGAGAAGAAAUGGUAUUGAAGGUGGCUAUAUUAGCUGAAAAAUAUGCAACUGAUUACACGUGGUAUGUGGAUGUAAUACUAAAUCUAAUAAGGAUAGCAGGAGAUUAUGUUUCUGAAGAAGUUUGGUAUCGUGUUAUUCAAAUUGUAAUUAAUAGAGAUGAUGUACAAGGUUAUGCUGCCAAAACUGUAUUUGAGGCAUUGCAAGCACCUGCUUGUCAUGAGAAUAUGGUUAAAGUUGGUGGUUAUAUUCUUGGAGAGUUUGGCAAUUUGAUUGCUGGUGAUACUCGUUCUGCGCCAAACGUACAGUUUCAACUAUUACAUUCCAAGUAUCACUUAUGUUCGCCAAUGACUCGAGCAUUACUACUGUCAACAUACGUAAAAUUCAUUAACUUGUUCCCUGAAGUAAAAACUACAAUCCAGGAAAUACUUAAACAAGACAGUAAUUUACGAAGUGCUGAUGCUGAACUACAACAAAGAGCAUCUGAGUACUUACAACUAUCAAAAAUUGUAUCGACUGAUGUUUUGGCUACAGUUUUGGAAGAGAUGCCUUCUUUCCCAGAACGUGAAUCAUCAAUAUUGGCUGUUCUUAAAAAGAAGAAACCAGGUCGAGUGCCAGAAACUGAAACAUUAGAAAACCAUAGUCCUCAACCAUCUCCAAUAAAUCAUCAAAAUAAUCAUGUUAAUAAUCAUACCAAUUCCAACAGUAAUUCUGCUGAUCUGCUAGGUUUAUCGACCCCAGUAGCAUCUACUACACACACGAGUAAUGCAAAUGUUCUAGUUGAUGUCUUGGGAGAUUUAUAUGGUGGUGGAGUCUCGACAGGUUCAAACUCACUAAAUGCCAGUCAAAAUAAUUAUAACCCUAAAAAAUUCAUUUGUAAAAACAAUGGAGUACUGUUUGAAAGUGAAUUGAUUCAAGUUGGUGUAAAAUGUGAGUUUAAAAGAAAUUUGGGACGUUUAGGUCUGUUUUAUGGCAAUAAAACUACAAUUCCACUGCAGAAUUUUUCCACAGUAUUAUCUAGUCCACAUCUUUGGGUCACGAAAUUGGCAAUACAAAUUAAACCUAUUGAGCCAGUUCUGGAAGCUGGGGCUCAAAUACAACAAUUAGCUAUCAUUGAGUGUGUAGAAGAAUAUACAGACACACCUGUUAUAAAUGUUUCAUUUGUGUACAAUGGAGUACCUCAAAAUGUUUCUGUUAAGCUGCCGGUAACUUUAAAUAAAUUUUUUGAACCAACUGAAAUGAAUAGUGAGUCUUUCUUUGCACGGUGGAAAAAUCUCGGCAGUAAUCAUGAUCCUCAAAAAUCACAGAAAAUCUUUAAGGCAUCACAGCCAAUGGAUCAAGUUUCAACGAGGACAAAACUAUCUGGAUUUGGUAUGCAAUUACUAGAUGGCAUUGAUCCAAAUCCUGACAAUUUUGUUUGUGCUGGUAUUGUUCACACAAAAACACAACAGAUUGGAUGUUUGCUACGUUUAGAACCAAAUAAACAAGCUCAGAUGUAUCGUUUGACAGUAAGGUCCAGCAAAGAACCCGUGUCCAUUGAAAUUUGUGACCUUUUGGCUGAUCAGUUUUGAAAUUCUGGUAAUAGUUAAUAAUUGUGUAAAAACACCAUGGAAUAUUGAAUAUGUUUUUUUUUUUGUGAUUUUGAAUUAUUGUUUUAUAUGUAUUAUGCACGCACACACUAGAUAUAUGUACACAUACAAAUCUAAAAUCAUCUGUGAAUAAACCUAAAAUAAAACGCUCUAAGUCUGAGAUCAUAUAGUUUAUUUUAUUAUUAUUUUUAUGUAAUUUAUUUAAUUGUUUUUCUUGUAAUGUAUUUUAUAUUGUAUGUGUACAUGUAUCUGGAUAGGAAGUGUGGCCAAGACCCCAAAGAUGUUAAGUGGUAAAAUUAAAAAAAUAUUUUUAUUUAUUUAUCAUGGAUAAUAAUUAAAGAAUGUAGGUUUCUUUUAUAUUGUUUUAUAAACAUCAUCAUUAUUUUUUUUUUCAAUAUCCCAAAACUGUAAUGAGUGGACUAAUACUGUUAUAGUAUUAUGUGAUGAUUCUCUUUUUUUUACUGUAAUCUACUCAAAAUCGAAUAUCUGGAAGUUUAAUAAAAAAAGUUUCUUGACAUUAAUUUGAAUAAUAAAAACUUUAUUUUUUAUUUUUUUUUUAAACUAGGUUUUAAUAAUGUUUUAGAAGUUACCACAAAAAAAUUGAAACAAAAUACAUUUAUAUAAUAUGCUUGUUUUGUGAAGUUAAGAAAAGUUUAAUAUAAACAAAAAAAUGAUCUUACAGAGCAUUGUAAAUAUAUAUAUUAGAAUAUUUAAUACAUUUGCUAAUAUAUAUAUCCUACACAAUUAUUGUGCAAACUAUAUCUUGUAAUGUAUAGAACCCUAGGUUUAUAUAAAAAUAAUUAAUACACAUAAAUAUAUUAUGUUAUAAAUAUUGUUUUAGUCACUAGGCUAGUAUUUUAUUUAUUAUGCCAUUUUAAACUAUUUGUAUGAAUCUAUAAAAUAUAAUGAUAAUUAUGAGCUUUUUUCACUCUAAUUAGCUUAAAAAAUUGCAUUAAGUGGUAAUUCUGGUUAGGUAAAAAAUUAAAGAAACCGCAUUCGUUAAUUGUGUGUAAAUUACCAUCACAAUAUUAGUAAAAUUCAUCAAUUUUAUUUUUGAAA